Molecule: messenger RNA, 1731 nt
Organism: Camellia sinensis
Lineage: Eukaryota; Viridiplantae; Streptophyta; Magnoliopsida; Ericales; Theaceae
Product: putative serine/threonine-protein kinase PBL7
Biological process (GO): protein phosphorylation
Molecular function (GO): ATP binding; protein kinase activity
Source: RefSeq, a predicted model, not a curated record
UCUCUUUCUCACUCUCUCUCUCUAGUCUCGUCUCUCUCUUCUCCUCUCUCUCUAAAAAAAGUUGCAGGGGUCUCUCAUUAUUUCUAUCACGUUUCGGACUCUGUUUCAUCUUCUCUCUCUGAAGACAUACAUAUAUAUAUAUAUAUAGAGAGAGAGAGAGAGAGGGUGUUGGUGGAGGAGAGAGAGAGAAAGAGUAAAAAGCAUGGGUUGUUUUCCAUGCUCUGGAAAUCCGAACAAACAACUGGAGAAGGAGAAGACAAGUCGCAAUAACAAUCAAAAUAGACGAGAUGAUCAAACACAGUCCACCUCAGAUACAUUGAGAUCAAGUCCAUAUAAAGGUGUGAAGGACCCUAAAGUAGUAAAUCAAUCUCUGGCAGCAAAGGAGUUGGAUGUGAAGGAGGUAAUUAAGGAUGCAGGGACUGAGAAUAAUAAGGCAAGGACAUUUACUUUUGAUCAAUUGGUGGCGGCAACAGAAACCUUCAAUUCGGAUUAUUUUUUGGGUGAGGGAGGUUUUGGCAAGGUUUAUAAGGGAAAAUUGGAGGAUACGGACCAGAUUGUAGCUAUCAAGCAACUUGACCGUAAUGGGUUGCAAGGGAUUAGAGAAUUCAUUGUUGAAGUAUUGACACUAGGUCUUGCUAACCACCCUAAUCUGGUUAAAUUAAUUGGUUAUUGUGCUGAGGGAGAACAGAGGCUGUUGGUAUAUGAGUACAUGGCAUUAGGAUCUUUGGAAGAUCAUUUGCAUGACCUUAGGCCUAAUAGGAAACGACUUGAUUGGAAUACUAGAAUGAAGAUAGCGGCUGGUGCAGCAAAGGGCUUAGAGUAUUUGCAUGAUAAAAUGAAGCCUCCUGUUAUUUAUCGUGAUUUGAAAUGCUCAAACAUUUUGCUUGACGAAGCCUAUAAUCCCAAGCUAUCUGAUUUUGGUUUGGCUAAAGUAGGUCCGGUUGGAGAUAAGACUCAUGUUUCUACCAGAGUGAUGGGCACAUACGGGUAUUGUGCACCAGAUUAUGCAAUGACCGGUCAGCUCACAUUCAAAUCGGAUAUUUACAGCUUUGGGGUUGUUCUUUUGGAGAUCAUCACAGGCAGGAAAGCAAUUGAUAAUAUGAGACCCACUGCUGAGCAAAAUCUGGUUGCAUGGGCACGACCCCUGUUCAAAGACCGGAGAAAAUUCCCACAGAUGGCCGAUCCGGUGCUCGAAGGUAAGUAUCCCACGAGAGGCUUGUAUCAAGCUCUUGCCAUUGCUGCAAUGUGUGUCCAAGAGCAACCAAACAUGAGGCCUCUCAUUGCUGACAUAGUCACAGCUUUGAAUUACCUUGCUUCCCAAACAUACGAUCCCCUAACCCAUCCUCUCCAAAGCUCCUCCCGGAGGGCUGCAUCUUCUUACCGAUCAUCUUCUCACCGAUCAGAAAAGGAUUCUGAAGACAACGGACGAGGGAGAGCCGAACCAGAGGACUAGUUUUUAAAUAUCAUGUGCCUGGUUAUCAUUUUUUUUUUUUUUUUUGUGUCCACAGAGGAUAACAGGUGCUACUUUCCAAUCAUAGACUCUUUAUGGAAAUUAUAGGGAUAUUCUUCCAUUUUUGUCCCUCUUUUUCCAUGUAAAUGAAGCUGUGAUUCAUAUAUAUAUAUAUAUAUAUAAUAUGUAAGAUACGUCUUUGUAGAAAAAGUUUUCUGUAGUUAUAGUUUAAUCUUCAUAUCAUUAUAAAUAAAGAGAAAAUACCUUAUUCUUGCUUCCUA